AUGUCGGUCAUCACGGAGAUUACCACUCAGGCGCAGUGGGACGAGACUCUCGCCUCCCUGCCGUCUUCGACCCUGUUGAUCAUCUCAUUCCACGCACCCUGGGCAGCACCUUGCGCUCAGAUGGCCACUGUUUUAUCCACCCUCGCAUCAGAGUAUCCAGUCACGGAGCCUUUGAGCACGAAGUGGGUGUCUAUAAACGCCGAGGAGCUCAGCGAUAUCAGCGAAGCCUAUGAUGUUACGGCUGUUCCGUUCCUCGUCCUUGUUCGAAACGGUCGGAUCGUAGAGACUGUCAGCGGAAGCAGCGCCAUUAAAGUUCGAGCCGCCAUCGAGACCAAUGCUCAAAACAACGCAUCUGCAUCAUCCGCCCCUGUCAACGGUGCCAACCAGACAAAUGCGCAGGGUACCAAGACGGUCGACGCGAGUGUCGACCCCGAGAAGCAGAAAGAAGAGCUUUUCAAACGCCUGGGUGAUCUUGUCAAGGCUGCACCGGUCAUGCUGUUCAUGAAGGGAACCCCUAGCGACCCUCAGUGUGGCUUUUCACGGCAGAUGGUCGCCAUCUUGCGGGAGAACUCUGUCAAAUAUGGCUUCUUCAACAUCUUGGCCGACGACGAGGUCCGGCAAGGUCUUAAGGAGUUUGCUGAAUGGCCUACUUACCCUCAGUUGUGGAUUGAUGGCGAACUUGUCGGUGGUUUGGAUAUUGUCAAAGAAGAAAUGGGCAAUAACGAGGAUUUCUUCAAGCCAUACGCUGUCGGUGGAAUUGCUGAUGCUGCUUCUGAGGUUUCGUGGAAGACGAGAUGGAACUGCACCAUAAUCUUGGAAUCAUACGACUGCGACGCCCUGGAGGGUGUCCCAUAUUUGCUGGGUAAUAAUUCACGGGAAAGGUAUCAAAAGAGUGGCGGUUCAUCCCAGCCCUCUGGAUACCCAAGGAAAUGGGACAGCAUAGUCACCAAUGAGCAGUACAAACAACGUAUCAUGACGGUGAUGGAGCUUUGGCGCAUGGCGAGUUGUGCAGAGGACUAUGAUCAUAUGACCAUUGUGAGCAAAUGCAGGGAGCAACGAGCAGUGCAGCGGAUCACACUGACAACUCACCAAAUAGAGACUUUCUAA
Metarhizium album ARSEF 1941 is the source of this 1107-nucleotide messenger RNA. RefSeq names its product monothiol glutaredoxin-4. Bases 1 to 1107 code for a protein of 368 amino acids. The record is from RefSeq and is a predicted model, not a curated record. Gene Ontology annotation, molecular function: 2 iron, 2 sulfur cluster binding. The transcript is spliced from 4 exons. NCBI's taxonomy places the organism in Eukaryota, Fungi, Ascomycota, Sordariomycetes, Hypocreales, Clavicipitaceae.